AUUGCUAAUAGGCUAAUGGCCACACUGAGGAGAUCUUGCUGGUUUCUAACGUUUCUGUCUUUACUGUCAUCAUUCAAUCGUUUUCUGGGUCCCGAAACUUUAUCCUAUUUCCAAUUUUUGUUCCUUUUUUUCCUUCUCGCGAAAAAGGUUUUCUGAGUUUUGAUCUUUGAUCUUUGAUCUCCUCUUAAUCUCCUUCCGGUAAAGUUAAAAAAUCCGUUUUAGUUCCCUUGCCACCUUUUUCCAUUGUCUCACCUCUUCCGGGAAAGGAAGCAAAAGGAAGAACGGAAGAGGAAGACCCUUUUAUUUUAUUGUCAUUAGGUUUAGCAGGUUCUGCAAUCUGUUUGCGAAUCGGAGGAGAUGGUGGUGGUGGAGUUUGAAGAUACUGGAGUUGAUACUGGUUCGGAUAUUGAAGUUGAUGAUAUUAGGUGUGAGAAUCUAGCUGACAAAGAUGUGAGUGAUGAGGAGAUUGAAGCAGAAGAAUUGGAGAGGCGAAUGUGGAAGGACCGGAUCAAGCUUAACAGGAUAAAGGAAAAGCAGAAGCAUGCAGCUCAACAAGCUGCUGAGACACUGAAGCCCAAGCAAACAUCUGAUCAGGCUCGGAGGAAGAAAAUGGCGAGAGCCCAAGACGGGAUCCUCAAGUACAUGUUGAAGUUGAUGGAAGUGUGCAAAGCUCGUGGGUUUGUUUAUGGGAUCAUUCCUGAGAAGGGGAAGACCAUGAGUGGUGCCUCUGACAACAUAAGAGCCUGGUGGAAAGAGAAGGUGAAAUUUGAUAAGAAUGGACCGGCAGCCAUAGCCAAAUACGAGGCAGAGUGUCUGGCUGCAGGGGAGUUGGACAAUAAGGGGUGUUUAAAUCCUCAGAGCAGCCUGCAAGACCUUCAAGAUGCCACCUUGGGCUCUCUCCUAUCGUCAUUGAUGCAACACUGUGAUCCUCCACAGCGGAAAUACCCAUUAGAGAAGGGUGUCCCACCCCCAUGGUGGCCUUCGGGGAAUGAGGACUGGUGGAUAGAAAUGGGACUACCCACGGGCCAGGCUCCUCCAUACAAAAAACCCCAUGAUCUGAAGAAGGUUUGGAAGGUUGGAGUUCUGAAGGCUGUGAUCAAACACAUGUCCCCCAAUAUUGCAAAGAUCAGGAGGCAUGUCCGUCAAUCAAAAUGUUUACAGGAUAAGAUGACUGCCAAGGAAACUUUAAUUUGGUUGGCAGUGUUGAGCCAAGAGGAAUCCCUUAUCCAGCAGCCUAGCAGUGAUAAUGGUGCAUCUGGCAUAAUGGAGAUGCCUCCUAAUGUUUGUGGUGGAAGAAAGGAGACUGCAGCUAGCAGUAGUGAUAGUGAUUAUGAUGUUAAUGGUGCUGAAGAUGGUGUUGGCUCGGCUUCAUCGAAGGUAGAGAAGAGAAAUCAACCAAUGGAUACUGAACCUCAUCUGGACCCACCUCAUAACCCAAAGCAUCUUCUCCAAGAUAAGGAGAAAGUAGAGGAACAAAUAAGGAGAAAAAGACCUUGUGGGAUCUCAACUCAUGUUGACUCACAAACAGCCCUAUCGGAAAAUGAACAUCUACAUGGGGAACCAAGAAAUACUCUUCCAGAUAUAAACCAUGCAGACUUGCAGUUGGUUGUAGACAUGCAGUUUAUUGGAUACGAGAUGCAUGUUAGUGGACAGAAAAGUAGUCAAAUUGCAUCUUCAGGGCCUUUGGAGAAAGACCUAGAGAUUUCUACCCAACCAGGGGAAUCUAGGAUUGAUAAACUCACGGGCCCUCAUGACAAUGCAGCCACCCCACAGAGCCUGUAUAUGGAUGAAAGACAUUUAUCAUAUCCAGUCAUGCAAAAUACUGAGCUGCACCCUGGGACCAGCUACAAUUUCUACGACACUCCAGCAGAAUAUAGGCUACCUCAGGACAAACUGCAGGCACAAAUGGCAAUUGCUGAGUCCCAGAUCCGCACUGAGGAAACAACUGGCGUUCCUGCACCGUUGCUACGUGGAAAUGAAAACGAGAUUACUGGAGCUGGCAUUCACCUUUUUGUGAAGGACACAUUCCACAAUGAGCAAGAUAAACCAGUUGAAAGUCACUUUGGAUCUCCACUUGAUGGCCUAUCACUAGAUUAUGGAGGAUUCAACAGUCCAUUUCAUUUUGGAUUUGAUGGUACAAGUUCAUUAGAUCCUGCUGAUUUAGAUUUGUCACUUGAUGAAGACUUCAUCCAGUACUUUGGAGCAUAGAGUUUGACAACCAACAAUUCGGAGCGCAGAAAUGAAGAUUGUAUAGUGAAGGGGACAUUGGUUUUCUAAACUAUCGUCCUUAUGGUCAGUACCUGGUGCUAUGAUCUCAGGAGCUCAAGGCCGUAAGUAAUGCACAUAUAAUUGUAGAUGUCAUGCAUUACAUGGAUGGAAGCAUGGUUUCUUGUGUUUUGAUUGGCCUGACUUCUCACAAUAUGGAUGACGUUCAAGAUGUACUUGUAAGUUCAAUGAAUUAUUUUUCUAGACUCCAGACUAAUUUUCCAUGGAAGAGGGAAUUGGAAUCGGUGGAAUGUACAAAUGAUGAAAAAUUUUGUAUGCUUACCUUUUCUUUUGCUUCUUUGCUGGACAUUUUGAUAUUUGCUUUAUGGGUAGUUAUCAAUGUAGCAAAGGAAUGUGACUUUUCCAGAAAUCACAAGACAAAUUUGAACCAUCCAUUUUUAGAGUUUUAUUUGAA
Messenger RNA from Macadamia integrifolia, 2680 nucleotides. Its product is annotated as ETHYLENE INSENSITIVE 3-like 3 protein. Gene Ontology annotation, cellular component: nucleus. The record is from RefSeq and is a predicted model, not a curated record. The transcript has 3 exons. NCBI's taxonomy places the organism in Eukaryota, Viridiplantae, Streptophyta, Magnoliopsida, Proteales, Proteaceae. Bases 358 to 2208 code for a protein of 616 amino acids. Gene Ontology annotation, molecular function: DNA-binding transcription factor activity; DNA binding.